Stegodyphus dumicola is the source of this 3840-nucleotide messenger RNA. RefSeq lists its product as uncharacterized. Lineage: Eukaryota; Metazoa; Arthropoda; Arachnida; Araneae; Eresidae. The record is from RefSeq and is a predicted model, not a curated record.
GAGCUGUUCGAAGCAAAAAGUUGUUAAGGUAUGUACGUUGUGAUAUAUUUUGUUUGUAAUAUUGGCUCAAUAAAAAUUGCGAAGAGUUUGUCAGAAGUGGCUAUACAUUAUAGAAAACGAAGCUAAAGUGUUCUGCCAAGUGGUAAAUUAUAUCUGGAAUUUCUUUCUACAACAGUAAUUAUUUUUUCCGCAAACGUAUACUUUUUGAAGUACGGAUUGUUUUGUUUGGCCAUACGCUGGAUAAAUGUAAUAUUUGCAAUAUAUGCCAGAAAUCAUUAAAAAAAAAGCUGAUUUACUACUACGUAUUUAUGCAGAAGAAUAUGAUAUUAUGUAACAUGUCAUUCAUACGUGAACGUCUGUUAGUGGAACGUAUGUGUAUCCAUUCAGAAGAAAAAUCACAUGCAUGUGAUAUGUGUAACAAAGUAUUCAUUCAAAAGCAUCAUUUAAUGCAACAUAUGCGUGUCCACAUAUCAAAAAAACUUCAUGAAUGUGAUAAAUGUAACAUGUCUUUCGCGCAGAAACAUCGUUUAGUGGAACAUAAGCAUACACACACAGGGGAAAAACCUCAUGCAUGCGAUAAAUGUGACAAAUCAUUCGCACAAAAGCAUAGUUUAACAAUGCAUAUGCGUAUACACUCAAGAGAGAAACUUCAUGUGUGUGACACAUGCAAAAAGGCAUUCAGACUAAAGAAUCAUUUGGUGGAUCACAUGCGUAUCCAUACAGGAGAAAAGUCAUAUGUGUGCGAUAUAUGUAAUAAAUCUUUUACGCAAAAACGUGCUUUAUUAAAGCAUAUGAGUGUACAUACAGGGGAAAAACCUUAUAUAUGUGAUAAAUGUAACAAAUCAUUUGCUCAAAAGCAUCAUUUAUCUCAACAUAUACGUACCCAUACAGGAGAGAAGCCGUAUGUAUGCAAUAUAUGCAAUAAAUCAUUUGCACAUAAUCAUCAUUUGUUAUAUCAUAUGCGUGUGCAUACUGGAGAGAAGCCUCAUGUAUGUGAUAUAUGUAACAAAUCAUUUGCACAAAAUAAUUUAGCGUCGCAUAUGCGUAUCCAUACAGGAGAGAAGCCUUAUGUGUGCCAUGUAUGUAGCAAAUCGUUUGCACAAAAUAGUAAUUUAGUGUCGCAUAUGCAUGUUCAUAUGGGAGAGAAGUCAUAUGUAUGUAUUAAAUGUAACAAAUCUUUUGGACAGAAACAUCAUUUAGUAGUACACAUGCGUAUCCAUGCAAGAGAAACUUCACAUGUGUGAUACAUGUAGUAGCAUGUCAUGUACUCGUAAGCAAGAUUUUUUAGAGCAUAUAAAUAACCAUAUACAGAGAGAUGCUUUGCAUAUGUGAUAUAAUUCUUUAAAGAAAAAUCUGAUGUAUGCAUGUAAGGAGAAAACUCUUAUUAAAAAUGUACGGUUAUAUUAUAUGCAAAAAAUUAUUAAUGAAAUAAUAAUUGUAAUUAUUCAAACAAAUAUAGUUUGCAUAUUCAUUAACAUAUGUAUACAGGAGAGAAAUAUUAUGCAGUAAAAUUUCAGAAAAUGUUAGAUAUUUGAAAAUUCCAGGUAGUUGAACGUAUAAAAAUUCAUUGUUUCAUUUAAAGCCAAAUGACUAAAAAAAGAACUUUCUGGUCUAAAAUUAUAAAAACAAUCAUCUUAUUUGUUAAUAGCUAAAAUAUUAAAAGCCUGUGUAAGAUUGAAAAAAAAAAUUGAGACAUCAAAGCAACAUUAGGGGUCUUAAACGUGUAAGAGUAAAAUAUAUUUUUGGAUUAAGAAAUGUUAGCAACCAUGAAAGCUAAUGGAUGUCUCACCAAACUGUGGUGAUCAUUUCCACAGAAUUUUGAAGGACCCAAUAAUUUUUUAUUUAGAUAAUAAACAGAAAAUUUGCUGAUAUAAUAUGUAACAAAUUGAAAUCACUAGAUAUGAUUUUUCAUAGUGCAUUGCUGUCAUUUAUCUCUUUUCAAAUAAAGUUGCAUAUUGUGUCUGAUGCACACUUUUUUCGAUGCUAGGAUCUUGUAAUACUUCAUUGCUGUAUUAUGCUCCAUCGAAGGCAGGUUCCAAAAUUGAAUAACUUUUUUUUUUUUUUUUCAAAAUAUGAAGCAAAAAAUGAUAAAUAGCAAUUAGCUUAUAUUCUUCUUGACAGAAACUAAACCAAUUUAUUAAUUAAUCAAGAAAAUAAACUCAUGCAUGAAGAUCUUAAGACUAUAUAGUGAUGUCAUGCUUAUCUAUCACUGGCACUAAAUUCCAGUGUUUGAGGAUCACUUUGUUUUCACCUAAAAAAAUGAACUGAAUUUUCUUGCUUCUUUAAUUUUAUUGAUUGAUUGAUUGCUCUUGUAUAGAAUUCUUAGCAUGUUUUCAUUUUGAGAAGAAUUGUUGCCUUUCGCCCAUUUUUUUGGCACAAAAUUAGUCCCCGUGUUUGCGAAUAUUCUCCGAAGUCGUCAAUGAAUUCAUGACUUUUUGGUAGAGGUAUAACUACUUUAUAAACUACUUGCAUGAAACUUUUUGCCAUACGAGAUGUAACAAAAUUAUGAAUUUAAGAAUAUUACGCAUUGGAGAAUCACUAAAGAAUAUCAUCAACUUUGAUUUAUAAUAAUUUAUAUUUUAAUCAACCUCAUAAGGAAAGCCAGAAAGAUGGCCAAUUUCCAGAUUUCAAAAUUAAAUAUCUGGAUCAAAUUUUGGGUCAAAGCUCAAAAAAUGGAAACCAAACUAAUACAUAAUUUAAACAUUUAAUUUUGACAGUGGCACAGAAUUUAGCAGUUUUCAAAAAUAUGUCAAUAUGAUGUACUCUAGUUGUAUGUCGAGAAAAACUGAUUAAUUAAAUAUACAAAUCUAUUGAUGGAAACGUAUUAGCAAGUUCAUCAGCAACAAACUGACAGUUGUCGAGCUAUGAAAAGCAAUGCCAUUUAUCUGUUUGUGGAUUAAAACCUUUGAAGAUUCGUAAAAUUUUGAGCAGUAAGGAAAAUAGAGAAAUACUCCAAGUUUCUAUCAAGAAUGACUGAAGAAAUAUUGAUAAAAGAUGACAGUUUACUAAAGCAUUAAAAUAGGUAUCUAAAUUAUUAUUUUUCAGUACUAUGUGUUGAUUGUUGGUGGAAAUUUCAGUAGUGGCCACCAAUCAAUGUGAAAUUCUGACACCCAUGGUUAUUGGCACUAAAUCUUGCUACUUGGCUGGUCGAUGUGAUAAUAUGUCAGCAAUGCACACGAAAAAAAUGAAGCGUAAAGAAACUAUAUUUCCACAAGCAAAGUUAAUUAAUUUUCUGCAAUCAAAAGGCAGAGAAUAUGAAAAAGAGCAAUUUGCUGAAGACUCCACAUGAAGCACAAAAUUCCUUGCUGAUAUUAGGAAGCUACAUGUAUAAAAGUAUGAAGUGUUAUGCUUGCUUAGAUUCUGUGCAUUUUGGCUGACCUGCUGCAAAAUCUAGAAGAAGAACUUUGAAUAUGUGUCCUCCUCACUCAUUUCAAUUCCGAUGCCCCCUGGCCUGUUUGUAAAGUACCUCUGUGAUAUACUCUUCAUUUCAUCAGUUACGAAGCAAAUUGGAAACAAAAGCAGAAACACCCAGAAAUAAAGGCAUAAUGUAUAAUUACAAGUGACACGGAGAGCAGGAAACUUGUUUGAUUUAAUAAAGAUGAAAAAGAAUGUGAAACCAUAGAAAGAAAUUUUGAUCUUGGAUAUAAUUGACAUCAUUCCUGAACUAGGCCAGCCACUGAUGAGAAAUAAAAUCAAGAUCAAGGUAGAUUUCUUUUAUUGCUCAUUAUAUAAUUAUGUUGUAUUAGUAUCCAGCAUAUUAGUGCAGUAAAAUAACUAUAUGUGAUAUGCAGAUACUUUUGGUCUUUUAUGAAGGUGGCUGUCUUAAAGACAGGUGAUAUA